GAGGGGGUGUGUCUGUCCGCCAAAUGCAUGACGGGAAUUGCAGUGUCUGUCCGCCAAAUGCAUGACGGGAAUUGCAGUGUCUGCAAGGUUUGUUUGUUUGCUUUAGAGUAGGUCGUAUGGGAAGGUGAUUCUCCGAGAAGCAGAUCACUUCCUUAUGUUUCCUUUGGCCAGAUUUAUGACUGAUAAGUGAGUGACAGUCAAGCUCGACUGAACUAAUUUAUCGGGACAUGCAUGUUACCCGUGGGCAUCACUAAGAUUUUUGUCCUGAGCGACGGACAAGUCAGAUGGUGCAGAAACAGUGGAGGCUUCGGGCAGCAAAAUGAAGAAGUUUCGUCUCUUAUGGGUCGCCGAAAGCGCGGUGGAAAAACAUAAUACUUAUAAUAAUAAUAAAAUAUACGUAUGUGUAUAUAUAUGCGCUGAGCAUUUGGGUCGCAAUUUGCUGACUAGGGAAUAAAGAGGAAAAUGAAGCUAAACCAAUUCAGAACCUCCGGUUUACAACACCGGAUAUCAGUCCAGUAAAUAACAGGAUAUAUAUAUGAUUUACAUUUUUAGACUAUGAUUUGACUGGUGGUCAUAUUAGUCUGCAGUUUAUUCAUAUGCUGUCCAGGAUAAAUUUCAGACCCCCCAACCCUAAACAGGAUACGAGCUUAGAUGAUAGAUGAGAGCAAAUACACCAAGUGCCCUGUCAGGAAAAAAGUAUUUGCACCUUUGAAUGUAAAUGACUUAGUAUUAUCACUGGGGCUGCACCCUCGGGGGUUAGUUGUACUCCUAGCUGCAGGAAAAUGUCAAUUUUAAUGUACAGAAAUUGACUCUGAGGAACAUUUUUGAGGAACAAAGUUGAGUUUAUGCACGCUAGAAACAUAACAUAGCAAUGCACAAACCAUGUUUUGAGAUUAAUUACAAUUGAGAUUAAUUAAAUGAUAUUGUGAGAGAGAAAAACAGCAUCAAUGUGACACAAUAUGAUUUACUGUCAUAGCUGAAAUUUUACAUGUGAUCGGUCAUGUGGCUCCACAUGACUGCAGUUUCAACCGUCUGGAGGCAUUAAUCAGGUGUUACAGGCCGCACUCCUUUUUACAUCCCUGGGUGAAAUUAACUUAUUGCCCGGAAGAUGGGGCCAUUUCAUUGACAACAGAAGUUCAGCACUGCUUACCAUGGUGCAAAGUUAAAAGAAUCCAGUGACACAUAUAAAACAAGUAACAGGUAAAUCAAUAAGUCCGAGCGAUAUUUAAAACCUCAGCACACAGUCGCAUAUCUGUAAGUAAGAUUCAGUGUUAGUACCGUUUCCUCAUUCACUCGAUAUGGUUGUGUCCCAGGUACAAAGCCACAAAAUAUUACGCAAGAUAUAUCACUUUUAUAUAUUGCUAUUGCUCGUUUCUAAUUUUUUUUUAUGGUUUUCACUAUAAAAGUAAUUUUCACGGAGAAGCAUUUGGGUUUGUUCUGUUUGGAUUUGUAGUGCCCAUAUGUAUCAGCAGGGGGCGUGCCGCGCUCACACAAUCAGUAAUCGUCCUUAGACCUCAAUAAGCCGCUCCGUCAGCCUGCAUUUACUCAGAAUUUCCUGUACAUUUCCACCGAGGAAGUCUCCUUACUGACUGCACCCACACCGUAUUUGUUUGCCAUUAUACAGCGGAAGUGUGCUAAUUGGCUGGAGAUCUAUUUGCACUGGAUCAAGCUGACUGUAAUGUUUAUUUUGUCUGUGAAGGUGUUUGAGAUUGAUUCAAGUGAUGCAGCUGGUGCCACUCGAAGCGAUUUCAUUAACUAAAGCAAAUCUACGUGCAGGUAAACAAAGAGUUUAGCUGACAGAUUUGGAGUGCCGAAUAAUACCGAAUUAAAUUGAUUGCUUCCCUUUCCUGCAAGGAAUCCCCAGAGACAAGCAAAUUUACCCAAUAGUGGUUAAGGGGCUGGAAGAUGGGGGUCACUGACGUUGGAUGACCUGUGUAACAGACAUCACGAUCACUAAAGGAGUGGCAGUCCCACUGCCCAGAAGUCAUCCGCAUUAGGAAGUUGUGAAGAAUGAGAAAACACUAUGCGGUUCCUCUUUGUACAGAGAGGCCUGGCGAUCUACCGCCGAACUGAACUUGGUAAGACUCCUGCAUUCUUUCCGGGGCGACCGCACCCAAAGAUACACAGCUGCGGAAAAAACACCAGGACAUUCUCCUAUUAUGCAGCUCAGUUUGCUCUGAUCAUGACCCCGCUGCAGGACAAUGGCCAUGUCUAUGCUGCCCCCUUCCUCCUGCUUCCUGGGCUCCUGCUGCUCUGUACCUGCUGCACAUACAGGAAAUCGAACGCAUCAUGUGCAAAGCAGAAGUUCACAGAUGAUACUGAGCAGGUGUCCCAGGCAGCAACAGGAAGCCCUGUUGAUGGGAAACGCACAGAUGCAGUGGAAGCCGGUCACCAGCCUGAAAGGAAAGAUGCCCCAAACACUCAUACAGGAAAAACAGCAUUUGUCUGUGUCACAGAGGAAGAACCGGCAAGGACUGCGCCCUUGGCAAAUCGCCGAUUGCCAUCCUUGCCUAAGUCCACCACGGGGCGCAUGGCGGGAUCUGUGGUGUACGAUACAGUGGUGGACAUACGUGAGUGGCCUGCCGCAGAGGCCAAAGUGGGACGGCGACAGACGUCCAGCUGCAGCAGUCUGUACGCAGAGGUGCGGUGGGGAGAGAAAAAGAGUGAGGACACGUCCAUUUUCAUCAGUGCCAAACCUCUCAGCACGCGACCCUCCACCUGCAGGGACUUGGCAAGCCCCAGUGGCGACGCAGACUUCCCACUCUACGCUAAAGUGAACAAGACUGGCAAGCGGAUGGUCAAAUCAGAGCUGAUCUCCUGAGACCCUCUCCAGGGACCUGGACAAAGCAAAACGGAGGCAAACACACAGCUGGCAACUGAGCAACAAUUCUUCUUUGUUGUAUAAAUUAAAAAAAGAAAACUUUCCUGGGAUGGUUGAGCUUCACAAUGUUUCAGCCAGACAUGCUCAGCUCAUUAAUUAUGGUUUUAAUUAUGAAUUUAGCCAUAUAUAGUUUUAUAUAUUUAGAGCACUAGAGAUUGAGUACUGUGAUUAAAGAUUCAAUAGCCAGGAAUAUCGCAGAAAAUCCCAGGCCAAUACUUUUAAUGCUACAAGUCUGGAGGCCAGUAUAUUACCUGCUUUCCCUUUUAAAGCUCUUAAUAAGACCGUCAUACUACUUUUUUUGUUUUGUAUUUCAGUCAUUUAAUAACAAGUGAAGGUACAACAAAAGGCUUUUUCAAUAAGACGACGUAUUCUCAUUUAUGAAUGCCGCAAGUGUAUCUGUGAUUCUUGAUUGUAAUUGUUUAUUAUUAAACGC
Molecule: messenger RNA, 3314 nt
Organism: Brienomyrus brachyistius
Lineage: Eukaryota; Metazoa; Chordata; Actinopteri; Osteoglossiformes; Mormyridae
Exons: 8
Coding region: 2024-2821 (265 amino acids)
Source: RefSeq, a predicted model, not a curated record